Messenger RNA from Aedes albopictus (Asian tiger mosquito), 1931 nucleotides. Its product is annotated as thymidylate synthase. Gene Ontology annotation, cellular component: mitochondrion; cytosol. The record is from RefSeq and is a predicted model, not a curated record. Bases 644 to 1522 code for a protein of 292 amino acids. Gene Ontology annotation, biological process: dTMP biosynthetic process. Gene Ontology annotation, molecular function: thymidylate synthase activity. The transcript has 4 exons. Lineage: Eukaryota; Metazoa; Arthropoda; Insecta; Diptera; Culicidae.
CGAUGAGGUUAUGUUUUUAUGGCCCGUUUACAUAUUUGCUAAUUCUACGCGACAGUUCAUUUUCGAGCAGUAUUGGCGUCAAUUUAGCGCAAUGUAAACACUUUUUAGCAGACAAUAAAAUUAGCAUGACAAAAUCAGAAGCUUCUGAAUUCGGUGCUAAAACUAGUGGACAAUAAUGAGGAUAUUAGAUUGUCCGACACAAUUAGCAUCAUGUAAACGGUCUGCUAGACGAAUUGUCAGCUAAUUAUGCCAUCAUGCCAAUUUUAUUGGCAGAUAGGGAAGUGUUUACAUUACGAUAGUUUGGUACCAACACAGUCGGACAAUUUAUUGUCCCAGAUUUAGCAGCUAAAUUUUUAGCGGCAAUGUAAACGAUACUAGCGUGGAAUAAAUUGUCCGACAGAAUAUUGUCACGCAUUAUUAUCACAUAUGUAAACGGGCCAUUAAUGCAAGCCUCUAUAGUCUAAUAAUUAGGUAUAGCCAUAUAUAUGGUAUAACGCUGUGUUUAUAAAAAAGUGCUUCCUGACAACAAUAAAUAAUAAAAUAAAAUCAACAAGAUAAGGUUGUUUCCAGUUUCAAGAGAAGUACAGUUAUUCACCUUCGUUUAACUUUACUAGCAACGAAUAUUGGAAGAAGUGGUGCAAAAAUGGAAGCUACAAAUGCCGAGGAACUGCAGUACCUUGAAACGAUACGUCGUAUAAUUGAGACCGGAGAUAAACGAGAGGAUCGUACUGGAGUCGGUACUUUGUCCAUUUUUGGAACUCAGAUGCGAUAUAGCCUACGUGACAACGUACUUCCCUUAUUGACUACGAAGCGCGUAUUUUUCCGUGGAGUUGCAGAAGAGCUUCUUUGGUUCAUAAAAGGAAGUACAAAUGCAAAGGACCUCCAAGCGAAAAACAUACACAUUUGGGACGGAAAUAGCACUCGCGAGUUUCUAGAUGCUUCAGGAUUUGCUGAUCGAGAAGAAGGUGAUCUAGGGCCGGUAUACGGAUUCCAAUGGCGUCACUUCGGCGCCAAAUAUAAAACGUGUCAUGACGAUUACACUGGACAGGGAAUUGACCAGUUGGCAGAAGUUAUAAACCGUAUUAAAACCAAUGCUACUGAUCGACGUAUUAUUAUGAGUGCAUGGAAUGUUAUGGAUAUACCCCAAAUGGCCCUCCCACCCUGCCACUGUUUGGCACAAUUUUUCGUAGCAAAUGGAGAACUUUCUUGUCAGUUAUAUCAACGAUCAGCGGACAUGGGUCUCGGAGUUCCAUUCAACAUUGCUAGCUAUGCUUUGUUAACACAUAUGAUAGCUCAGGUUACUGGACUGAAGGCAGGCGAAUUUAUCCAUACAACUGGCGAUACACAUGUAUAUCUUAAUCACAUUGAACCCUUGAAGGAACAACUUCAAAGAAUGCCCAAGCGAUUUCCAACUCUGAAGUUCAAACGGAACGUGCAGUCCAUAGAUGAAUUCAAAUUUGAAGAUUUUGAAGUCUGUGGAUAUGAUCCAUAUCCCACCAUUAAGAUGCAAAUGGCUGUAUGAAAAUUAUUAAUUAUAUUGUCGUCAUUUUAGUACUAAAUCAAAUAGCGACAUUUUGCUUUCAUUUAUUUCCGCUGCUCUUUCUAUACCGUGACAUAACUAGGCUGACCAGAUAGUAAGAUAAAAACGGGACAUUUGAACUGAAAAUACGGGACAUAUAAAUUAACUUAUUAGAAAAAUUAUAUAUUGUUUACAAUACACAUUAAGGUGCGAUUAUAUUUCUAAAAUUCAAAGAUAUACAACUGUUCUGACUGUAAAUGACAUAAAUUAGAGAAACUUACGAGUAUCAAUCACAUUUUGAGACAAUUGAUUUUUUUUUUAAUAAAUACCAAGAUUAGGUAUCAUUGAAGUGGUCAAAAAGCAACACCAUACAUAAGUAAAAAAAUAUUAAAUAAAAAACAAUUAAAUUAGA